UUUUUAGAUCCUGAGGUGACCUAAACCCUCCAUCCAGUUCUGUGAGAUUUAAUUAUUGAGGAAAUUCUGAACAACACAAAAUGUCUGCGAAGCUCCACCCCUUCAUCCUCACCAUCUUCGUCCUGUCACUCCUGGUCGUCGGCCAACAUGGACCCUAUAACUGUGUCAUCCAGCGAGAGCAGGAGAAAUGCCUGGAAAUGAUGGCGUCCUAUGAACCAGGAAGUGAAGACUUCGAUUGUCUCUGGAUGUGGGACAACCUUACGUGCUGGCAGCCUGCCAGGAUCGGGGAGGUCAUUGAGGUCAACUGUCCUGAACUCUUCUCUCAGUUCAUGAGUGAAGACGACUACGAACUGGGGACGGUGAGCCGUAACUGCACUGAGUACGGCUGGUCAGAGACCUUUCCUCACUACAUAGAUGCCUGCAUGUAUGAGGAAGGCAACAGCAGCCAGGAUCUGUACUAUGUGUCGGUGAAGGCUCUGUACACGGUGGGCUAUAGCACCUCUCUGGUGUCCCUCACCACAGCGAUGGUCAUCCUGUGCCGCUUCAGGAAGCUGCACUGCACCAGGAACUUCAUCCACAUGAACCUGUUUGUGUCCUUCAUCCUUCGAGCUAUUUCUGUCUUCAUCAAAGACGGCGUGCUGUACGCGAAGGAGGACAGCGAGCACUGCUUCAUACACACUCUGGAGUGUCGAGCGGUGAUGGUGUUCUUCCACUACUGCGUCUUAUCAAACUACUUCUGGCUGUUCAUCGAGGGUUUGUACCUCUUCACUUUGCUGGUGGAGACUUUCUUCCCUGAAAAGCGAUACUUCUACUGGUACAUCAUCAUUGGCUGGGGUACUCCAACCGUGUGUGUGACCGUGUGGGCCGUGUUGAGGCUGCACUUUGAUGAUAUCGGGUGUUGGGACAUAAAUGACAAAGCUGCCAUCUGGUGGGUGAUCAAGGGACCUGUGCUGGCUUCAAUCAUGGUCAAUUUUGUGCUCUUUGUCGGCAUCAUUGUCAUCCUGGUGCAGAAGUUACAGUCCCCGGACAUUGGAGGGAAUGAAUCCAGUAUUUACCUGAGGCUGGCUCGCUCCACACUGCUGCUGAUUCCUCUGUUUGGGAUCCACUACACAGUGUUUGCCUUUUCUCCUGAGAACGUCAGUAAGCGGGAGCGGCUGGUCUUUGAGCUGGGCCUCGGAUCCUUCCAGGGUUUUGUUGUUGCCGUUCUCUACUGCUUCCUGAAUGGAGAGGUUCAAUCAGAGAUCAAGAGAAAAUGGCGAAGCUGGACCGUGAACAGAUACUUUGCUGUGGACCUGAAGCACCGACAUCCUUCUCUGGCGAGCAGUGGGGUGAAUGGGGGAACGCAGUUAUCCAUCCUCAGCAAGAGCAGCUCUCAGAUCCGCAUGUCUAGUCUGCAGGCUGAGACGCCAGCUCCCUGAGCAACAAGGAGGCAAUGCCAG
Molecule: messenger RNA, 1439 nt
Organism: Thalassophryne amazonica
Lineage: Eukaryota; Metazoa; Chordata; Actinopteri; Batrachoidiformes; Batrachoididae
Gene: adcyap1r1b
Product: adenylate cyclase activating polypeptide 1b (pituitary) receptor type I
Exons: 13
Coding region: 81-1418 (445 amino acids)
Biological process (GO): cell surface receptor signaling pathway; adenylate cyclase-modulating G protein-coupled receptor signaling pathway
Cellular component (GO): neuron projection; plasma membrane
Molecular function (GO): G protein-coupled peptide receptor activity; vasoactive intestinal polypeptide receptor activity; peptide hormone binding
Source: RefSeq, a predicted model, not a curated record